AUGAGUGAAUAUUAUCACCAUCUUCUCUCGUCCAUGUCAGGUGCUGGACAAAUCAGCAGUCCCCAGGAUGCCCCACAGCAAGCAACAUCGACGACCAGCGUAGGAGGCGGAACUGGCAUCGCCGGUUCAUACCAAAACAUUGGCUAUUUCACGGGGUUCCCGGAGCCUAUCAUGUUCAACAGUGUGCCCAAGGCUUCAAGAAGUCGUCGAAAAUCCGCACAAGGUGUAGACCACGUCAAGCAUCGUCGCACAAGGUCUGGAUGCUUCACUUGCAGGACUAGGCGAGUAAAGUGCGACGAGACACAUCCAAUCUGUGAUAGAUGCCGAAAAGGCAAACGACUAUGCAACUACCCAACCGAUUCGCCAACGACUCAGUCAUCCACAUCGUCGACCAAGGAUGCAUCAGGUACUAGCCAGCUUCAUAGUCCUGCCUCAUCCCACGACGAUCGCGAAGACCAUGACGACGACAAUGACCAUGAUCUCAAACUGGAUACGAUCAUAGACGAGGAGGAACCGGACGAAUCAACCCCCUCAGCCCAGUCCAAGUCAAGAUCUUCAGCUCGCCGAGCAAGCGCCGCCUCGAAACUGCACAGGAUAAAGACAUCAGUUGGUCGGCAAGGGUCAGAAACACCAUCCCUCGAAGGCACCAAAGUCUCGUCGCCAGCCACGUCCACAGGCACAGCCAGCGUGACCCCGGCAGCAUAUAAUUUUCCUGAGCUGACCGGCCUUGGGAGCAGUGAGCGGCCGGAAUGGGCACAUCUAUCCCAAGAUGUGCGCUUUUACCUUGGCUACUUUUGUGAGCAUCUGACCAACUACCACUACGGCAUACUCACGGACGCCCAUGAUUUUUUCGGAAACAUACUUCCUGCCCUUGCGCUCGAGAACGAUGCUCUCCUAUACGCCCUCGUGGGGUUUGCUGCCUACCAUUGUACCCUCCGAAAUCCUCGCGGAAAGAUGCACCAGUUUCUACAGUACUACAAUAAGAGCGUCACAAUUCUACUCGGCUUUCUCAAACGCAAAGAAGAUCACAGCCCCGCAACGCUACUGACAAUUCUGCAACUGGCAACAAUAGAGAUCCUCCAGAUCCCCUGCGAGCUUCGGCUAGCGCCUGCGCCGGAACUGACACUGACGUUACAACCCGCUACCAAGGAAUAUCUUGGUGAUUGGAUCAACCUAAUGGGACACCAACGAGCAGCAUUCGAGGUUCUCACCAAGCUAUACACUCCGCAGUCGAUAAUCGAAACCCCAACUGGUCGGACCAUCUUGUCAUGGUAUAACAGAUACGACGUCUUUGUCGGUUUGAUGGGUGGCUUUGCAGCGGCUCUACCAGAAGAUUGGUUUACAUCCCUGGUAUCCUAUUACCACUCGAUGUCAUUACAGGAUCCCACGAACCCACUUUGGAAAAUUGAGGAGUGCUCGGCGCGUCUACGUCUUCUUUCAAGAGAAGUGUCUCUUUUGGUGGCAAAGCAGUCUGCUACCCCGGACCAAAGCUACCUGGACCAACAUGCCAGUAUAUCUCAGCGGCUUGGAGCAUGGAGGGAUGGAUGGGACCCUGCGCUCUCCGAUCCAGCUUACCUGGUGCAAGACCUCGGCGAACGGGCAGCUGAGAGACCCGAAAGCAUCGUAGAUGUUUCGGUGCCAGGGAGUUUAUACCAGGAACCACUAUUCCCUGUCACGCUUCUCUCAUGCGAGUGGCAUACUGUAGUCAUUCUUCACGAGUGCCAAAGGGCCGAUAUACCGACAAAAGGCGACGGAACCGAAGAACUUCAAGCUCGGCUUUCAGAGCAAGCUUUUGCCAUCUGCCGCAUCGUCGAGUCGAUAGAGUUAUGGCCUUCCAGCCCUCGGGGUAGCCUGAUAUUAACACAAGCCUGCUUGGCACUUGCGGCCCUAUUCCUCCCACAUGACGCGAAGCACCAAAUAUGGAUUCGUCGCAAGUUUGCCUUGCUCGAAGCAUUGGGAUGCAUAUUUCCCAUAGGCAUGCGAAACAUGAUGGCCGAUCUUUUUGAAGAUCCUACCUGUGUCAGGUGGUGGCUUCCUAACAAUGAAGGAUUCAGUCCUGUACUAAGAGCCGUUCGCGCCUUUGCGGACGAACGAAACGCAACAUCGGUCUCGGCACAGUCUGAGAACGCCCCCGACGUCAGGCACAUAUUCUCCAAGCUACAUCUCAGCGGGCUGGCUAAGAGAGGCCUUUCCACAACCCUUGCCGAGACCCAUUCCCCAACAACAACAACAACUGAAAAGAUGAGCAAGGGCAAAGGAAAGGCUUGAUAUUGAGCCUGAUCUAAAAAAGUCUCUUUGCAGGAGAAGACUACUGGGGAGACAUGAAAAAGAAACACGAAAAAAAGGACAAGCCAACAGAGUUGUGACAUUGUGCCUACAAGCAGCCUGCAACUGCAUUGAUAACGCAACACGCCAAGCGACACGCUGAAGAACACAGCCGACCGACCUCAGUAACCAUGUUCCACCAAAAAUUCUUGUACCUAUUUUGCAACUUGUUACUUUCUUGUCACUUUUUUUCCCUCCCAUUUUCUCUUACUGUAAUAUAAUACCUAAUUUCUUUUUUCUCUGCCACUUGUCAAACUGCGACGCUGACCCGCAGUUUGUCGAACGCUUUCCGGUAUCCGAGAAAGACAAGAAAAAAAAGAAAAAGAAAAAAAAAACCAAAAAAC
Molecule: messenger RNA, 2669 nt
Organism: Pyricularia grisea
Lineage: Eukaryota; Fungi; Ascomycota; Sordariomycetes; Magnaporthales; Pyriculariaceae
Exons: 5
Coding region: 1-2268 (755 amino acids)
Biological process (GO): positive regulation of transcription by RNA polymerase II
Cellular component (GO): nucleus
Molecular function (GO): transcription cis-regulatory region binding; DNA-binding transcription factor activity, RNA polymerase II-specific; zinc ion binding
Source: RefSeq, a predicted model, not a curated record